This is a messenger RNA of Cladocopium goreaui, 195 nucleotides long. The record is from the annotation of a GenBank genome assembly. NCBI's taxonomy places the organism in Eukaryota, Dinophyceae, Suessiales, Symbiodiniaceae.
GCCUCCGCCUUCUUUGGCGCUUCCACCACCACGGUGUCGCCCAGUGAAGUGCCGGUGCCCACGGAUCAGCCGUCACCCACCUCGCCUGCGGGGGCUGGGGAACCCUGGGAACCGGGAUGGCGGGCGGUCUUGAAGCCGCCCGCCACAGCGGUGACAGCGGCUGCACCAGCGGCUGCACCAGCGGUGACACCGGCG